CAUUGUUGGAUGUGAUCCUUGUGCAUCGUUUGAUAAAAUUUACCAUAUUCGUUAAGUUACUUGUGUCGUUUAUUGUAUUCCUUGAAAGACUAAAGUGAUGAGCGAUUUACGAAAAAUAAUCCAGCCCUAGAGUCCAAAUAAAGUGUUUAUUUUCAAACCUAAAAUGCGUUCAAAAUGUCACGCGAAGUGAGCUUCGGAUUCGUGAACACCAUACCGUGCUCGUAAUAAAUGUGGUUUUCAUUUGUAUUAUCGCAUCGUUAACUGAAUUUAUGCGUCGUUUUGUGUUCAGUAUGUCCGCAAGGUGACAUGGAUGCUCGGAAUUACAACAUGCGCACAUGAAACUGAUUUAGGAGAAUCUGUACACGUCGUUUGGGAGCGCACUUACGCGACAGAAGGCUUCAAAGUUGCCGGCAACAUUAUGGUGGACUGAAGGGUUGUUUGUGAACGGAUCGGAAUUGGACAAGUUUUGUAAACAGUGCCGAGAGGGAACCGCACACGAUGUCCGGUGGCUCGCAGCACAAUCCAAAUGGAAGGCAGUCGCAAAUAGGUGCUGGCUGGAGUCCUUUACAGUUACAGAUGGCCAACUUAUUGGCGCGCGCCCCGCAGGCGCACAUGGCGUCAGACCGUGGCGUUACGUGGCACACGCCCACACCGCCGCCGCACCUGUACCACGUGCCCGCACCCUCCCCUCCCGCGCUCGAUCCCUUGCAGGGUCUGUUGACGUUGCAGGCGAUGAAGGGCGGCGCCAACUCCGUGUUCCGCCACACCGCCACGCCUCCCGAGCUGUACCGGCACACGCCCACCCCGCCGGACAAGCAUCUGAUGAGUUCCAGGCACACUCCAUCCCCGGGGGACGUCAAAGGCGGCGCUGCUCUGACUCCAACGGAACUCUAUCCACAUUUGGGCCCCGGCAGAGAUAAGCUGAUGCGUCCGGAGGAUUUGAUGGGGUACGCCCGCGGCGGCGUCGACCUCACGGUAGGGGGGCCGCGGGGCACGAACGGCUCACCGGCCCCCAUGCACCCAACGCCGGGAGCUCCGGCGUUGUCAGUGCGGGACGCGCCGACCAUCAAUAGCCUCAUAGCACGCGCGGCGCCGCACGCACGUCCGGCGCACGCGAGAGUCGACGCCCUACUGGAGCGACUGUCGGCCGCGCCCGCCCCCUCCUCGCCGCACUCUGUGAUAGUGCACUCCCGGGCCGCGCCCACCCCCUCGCCGCCUUCCUCCAACGAGGAUUCGGCAGACUCUUGUGGGGCCCCACCCGGUUCCAAACGAAAAAGAAAACCGGAGCGCACUAUACGCGUUCCAGUCCCCCCACCCCUUAACCCACCAGUAGAGGCCUUCAAGCCCGUCACCCGAGUCUCACCACACUCGACCCAACCGCCCCUAGAAAACGGUGACACCAUGUACGCCACACAAAACGGACCGGAACAGCCGCUCUCCCCACCACAGUCAGAACCGCACGUGCGGAGAAAAACUCGCUCCGGAUCCGCAGAAACCAUAGAUGAUAUCGCAGCGAUGAUCGCCAGCACCACCACAGAACACAUAGACUCGACAAUAGACACUAUCCCCGCGCCGGAACCGGAAUUACCAGUCACAGUUGAUAAACUAAAAAGUGUUCUAGCAAGCCCCGAACCGGAACCCAAAUCCCCAGUCCCCCUUAAACCCUUAAGCCCGCCUCCCCAACCCGAGGAACAAAAUUCACUUAUUCAAAACUCCCCUAAGAAAUCCCCCCCACUAAAUCCCCCUCCACAAAAAUCUCCACCCAAAAAUGAUGAGCCAGAACCCCCAGCGACCGCGGCGGCACCUCGAAGGAGAAGUGCGAGGAACUCAAACGCGGAAUCAACUAAUGUACCUGUCGCGUCGCCAUCUGAAGCGAAACCCGCCGAGCCGGAGGCGAGUGAAGUGAGCGAAGCGAGAACUGCUGAGCCGACCGCAGCGAGCUUCGUAGAAGUGGAGAAUCAGCUGGAGAAGAUGUUCGCUGGCCUCGAAGAAGAAAACCCAGGUGGUCCCGAUCAGGAAGAAAAAGCUACAACAGAAAAAAAGCAAACCGCAAAAGCCAGGAAACGGAGAAAAUCCGCUCCUACCAAAGGGGAAAGGAAGGCGUCCAAACGUGCGAAUAGAUCGUCCACUGGAGAUGAAGGCCCUAGACGAAAGGCUGCCAGGAAAAAGGUGGUUGAAAAGAAGAAGAAGGACACAGUUACCCCCCAAGCGCCAGUGAAGGAUGCGUAUGAUUCCGGAAGCAAUGCAAGUUCGAGUCGAUCGAGAGGGCCGUAUAUACAGAUCGUGGGACCACGCGAUUCACCCGUAUCAGUAUCGGUCGUGAACGCGACCGCCGGAGCGACCGACGAGGAGAGGCGAACGGGCGACGAGUGGCGGAACGGUCUGCGCGCACGCGGCCUUCACGCGAGCACGCUGGGGCUUAGAUAUGACGCGUCAACGCCGGACGCGUCGUGGCUAUGCGCCUUUUGUGAAAAGGGCCCGCACUACGCUGGUCUUGGCGAUCUGUUCGGACCGUACCAGCUCGAUACAAGUUGUGAGGAGUUUAGAGCACUCGACGAAGCAUCAAAACAACGAUUCGCAUCGUCUUCGGGUGGAGCAGAGGUUUGGUUUCACGAGGCAUGCGGAGUGUGGGCGCCAGGGCUCCUAGCAGCAGGCUCUCGAGUUUGGGGGCUCGUAAGUGCUGUCUGCGGAGCCCGGUCCGCCCACUGCGGGGCCUGCGGUCUUCCGGGCGCAGCCCUAUCGUGUGCCACGCGUUCCUGCAGGGCCACAACCCAUGUGCCUUGCGCUACAACUUGGACCAUGAAAGAUGACUUCCGUGCAUUGUGUCCCAGACACGCCUAGCGAUCGUAAUAGUGAAUAUCAAAAAAGCCAGUUAAUGUUACCCGUGGAACUAUUGAUACGCGAUCGUGACAUCUGUCAAACUAGUGAUACGUGAACGUAGUCUCGUGUAAUCCGGGAAACUAGUGAUAUGUAAGAGUAAAUGCUACGUGACGCGGAAACCAAGCAAUUUUGUUACUUGAUUGUGUGUUAUGUGACGGUAACAUUUAGACAGUAAUAGCCUGUCAAAAUAUGGGUCUAGAAUAAGCAGAUGCGCAGAUCCCAGUUAAGUUCUGGGAGCGUAUUGUUGCAAGUUGGAUAUGUGAUUUUAAACUCUAUAAAGUGUUUGGAAGAAUUUUGUUACCUGAUCAUGUUUAAGCAAGUUUUAAUGUGCUAAGUUGACUUAAUAUAUACGAGAUAAAUAUGAAAUCGCUCUAGAUGGCCCUAAAUGAAUUAUGUUGUGAAUAUUUUCAGUAUAAUUAUUAUUUAUGCUAUCGGUUGAAAUAAAAAUUUAAAAAAUAAGCCCUGCUUAUGGAAUAGAAAUAACUUUGAUUAUUGACUUGUAGCAUUAUACUGUCUUUUUGAAUGCUUUAAAUCAACACAAGGAUGGUUGUUUAUAAAGAUAAUCAGCCACCUAAAUUAUUUUUCAUACAAAUCUUAUACUCAAAAUUGCUGACCCAUUUAUUUGUACGUUUAACUAACUUUGUUAUGAUGUUGGUACAACGCAACAAAGCAAACUUACAAAGUGUUCUUUGCUGCCAGUUACAGGACAAGUAAUCUGUGGCCCUACAUUCAAAGUUUUUGCUAUUUCGGGCAUGACUUAUAUCGUACACUCAUUUUGGAGUAAAUUCAGACCCUAUCUAGAGAGAAAAAAAGUAAACUCAUGUAAGAAACUCAUGUACUUAUUGCGAUUUUAAAUUAGACGUCAAUAGCUCAUUGCGACAUUUUAUGCGUAUUUGACAGUUGCAGUUCUGAGGCGUUUACUGCGCGUGAAAAUGUCGCAGCGUGCAAUGACUGCCCGUCUUAAAUAUCUGAUGAUGGAAUCUCUCGAGACAUAAUACUUAUCUUUAAUGUUGGAAGUUUUAUAUUAUCUUCGAAACAGUAGUCAAAAAGUUGUGGGAAAAUUAUCGAAAGACGCUUGUUAAUAGCUAAGUUUGUAAUAUCUACAUCCUAUAUGGAUACCUAGACUAUACUAUGAUUUUAUAGAAUAACUAUAAACCAAAAAAAAUUGAAAUUAUUAUGAAACUAGAAAAUAUGGUAGCCAAUUAGUUAAAAAUGCGACGUUUUUAAAUGUUUUACAAGACAGCAAAUUUUAUUAAUAUCUGCCUUCUGAACUGGUGGUAAAGUCACUCUACAAACAUUGACUUGACGUUUCAAAAGUGCGUAUAACCUAAACUACCUGAUAUAAAUGAUUUUAGAGUUUUUAAUUUUUUUAUUAACAUUUGUGUGACAUCAGGUGACAUUGAAUCUGAAAAUUAAAGUCAGAAAAAGGUAGGUAAGGUCAUGGAGGUAGGUAUUUGUCGACAUACUAGAAGUAAGAUAGAGAUACAACUAUACUCUACUUGUAGUAUUUUAUAUGGGAAUACAAACUUAGAUUUUAUCAAAUACGUUUUUUCUUAAACCUACAUUCUUUUUGGCUAUAACAAUUGCAUCCAAUUGACCAUGAGUAUAGAAUAGUGUUAACCAUAAUAUUCGAUGCCUUUAAUAUUAUACAGUGUGAUGUCGGUUUAACGAUAUCACGUUUAUAUAGGGUGUUCUGAUGCCAAAUAGCCAUGCAAUUUGUAAUACACCCCAUCCAAGUUACAUUUUCCCUAUCAUUUUGGUUUACAACAAAAAAGCAGAGUUAAUAGCAUUAUAUCAAUUGCUGUCAUGUGAAACUUUUAAAUAUUGAUUAAUACACACGCAAUGCGACUGCACGUGUAUAAUAUAAUAACAUGCCUGGAAAACUAGAAUAUGAUACUCAUCUUAAAAAGUCACACUAUAGUGCUCAUAUUUGUUUAGGAUACGCUGGGACAACAUAAACCAAAAGUGAGCAGCUAAAUUAUCAUUGGCAAAGCUUAUAAGACAGA
Pararge aegeria (speckled wood butterfly) is the source of this 4886-nucleotide messenger RNA. RefSeq names its product mediator of DNA damage checkpoint protein 1-like. Gene Ontology annotation, biological process: regulation of transcription by RNA polymerase II. Gene Ontology annotation, cellular component: nucleus. The transcript is spliced from 8 exons. The coding region runs from base 499 to 2841 and encodes 780 amino acids. The record is from RefSeq and is a predicted model, not a curated record. Lineage: Eukaryota; Metazoa; Arthropoda; Insecta; Lepidoptera; Nymphalidae.